Molecule: messenger RNA, 327 nt
Organism: Spathaspora passalidarum NRRL Y-27907
Lineage: Eukaryota; Fungi; Ascomycota; Pichiomycetes; Serinales; Debaryomycetaceae
Gene: RPS30
Product: 40S ribosomal protein eS30
Exons: 2
Coding region: 29-220 (63 amino acids)
Biological process (GO): translation
Cellular component (GO): cytosolic small ribosomal subunit; ribosome
Molecular function (GO): structural constituent of ribosome
Source: RefSeq, a predicted model, not a curated record
AUAAUACACAUAGUUAAAUCAUAGCAAAAUGGGUAAAGUUCACGGUUCCUUAGCUCGUGCUGGUAAAGUUAAAUCUCAAACUCCAAAGGUUGAAAAGCAAGAAAAGCCAAAGAAGCCUCAAGGUAGAGCUUACGUUCGUUUGUUAUACACCAGAAGAUUCGUUAACGUCACCUUGACUAACGGUAAGAGAAAGAUGAACCCAUCUCCAGCUUCUCAAUAGAUUAAUGGUUGAUGAUUUUGGGUUAAUUUGCUUCAUAUGAUUCUUGUUACAUUAGUUUAAUUUUUAUAUCUUUUUAUCAUUUUGGAUAAGGAUAAUAUACAAAGUAC